AUGAAGAUGCUAAAGGCAAAUGUGAGCGGCGUUAACUGCUUGUCCCAGAAUGAGAGCGACCGCGGGCAGCUCUCCUCCGCUGGAGUGUCCACUGCGCUGGCCAGCGUGCUGAUCUUCACCAUAGUGGUUGACAUCCUGGGCAAUGUUCUCGUCAUUUUGUCUGUGUACAGGAACAAAAAGCUCAGGAACGCAGGCAACAUCUUCGUGGUGAGUCUCUCUGUGGCAGACCUGGUGGUGGCGCUGUAUCCCUACCCUCUGGUCCUCACCGCCAUCUUCCACAAUGACUGGACCAUGGGUGACCUGCACUGCCAGGCCAGUGGCUUCAUCAUGGGCCUCAGCGUCAUCGGCUCCAUCUUCAACAUCACAGCCAUCGCCAUCAACCGCUACUGCUACAUCUGCCACAGCCUCCACUACGACCGGCUGUACAGCCUGAGGAGAACCUGCUGCUACCUGGGCCUCACCUGGCUGCUCACCGCCAUCGCCACAGUGCCCAACUUCUUUGUGGGCUCCCUGCAGUACGAUCCUCGCAUCUACUCGUGCACCUUCGCCCAGACGGUCAGCUCGUACUACACCAUCUCAGUGGUGAUCAUCCACUUUCUGAUCCCGCUGUUGGUGGUGUCCUACUGCUACAUGAGGAUAUGGGUGCUGGUCAUUCAGGUGAAGCACCGGGUCAAACCGGAGCAGAGGACCAAAGUCAAACCCAGCGACGUGCGGAACUUCCUGACUAUGUUCAUGGUGUUUGUGUUGUUCGCCGUGUGCUGGGCUCCGUUGAAUCUCAUAGGCUUGGCGGUGGCCAUCAACCCUGUGAAGGUCGCACCCAACAUACCUGAGUGGCUCUUUGUCACAAGCUACUUCAUGGCGUACUUCAACAGCUGCCUCAACGCUGUCAUAUACGGACUGCUGAACCAAAAUUUCCGCAAAGAGUACAAGACGAUCCUCCUUGCGCUGUGCAUCCCUCGGAUGCUCCUCAUGGAGACUUCCAGGUGUGCAACCGAGGGCCUGAAGAGCAAGCCGUCACCUGCUCUAACAAACAAUAAUGUAGCGGAAUUAAAUGUAUGA
Messenger RNA from Myripristis murdjan (pinecone soldierfish), 1059 nucleotides. RefSeq names its product melatonin receptor 1C (gene mtnr1c). The record is from RefSeq and is a predicted model, not a curated record. NCBI's taxonomy places the organism in Eukaryota, Metazoa, Chordata, Actinopteri, Holocentriformes, Holocentridae. Gene Ontology annotation, biological process: G protein-coupled receptor signaling pathway. The coding region runs from base 1 to 1059 and encodes 352 amino acids. Gene Ontology annotation, molecular function: melatonin receptor activity. Gene Ontology annotation, cellular component: plasma membrane. The transcript is spliced from 3 exons.